UAAACAGAGAAAAUUCACGUGGAAUUUUAGCAAAUCCACCAAAAGGGACAAAAUGAGUGAAGGUGGCCGCAUUCUUGCACAGUUCAAGAGUGAGCUUGGAGAGCUCAUUGGUACACCAUUUGACCUUCCUCUUGAUAUUACUCCUGAUAAAUUAGAAUUAGUUUGCAAUGCAGUGCUGCAAAAGGAUGAAAGCGUACCUUACUCUUUCUAUGUGAAUGAGUCAGAAAUUACAGGCAGUCUCAAGGAAACAUUAGAAACCCAAACAUUAGAAACAGAGAAAGUUGUAGAGAUUGUGUAUCAACCCCAGGCUGUAUUUAAAGUUCGAGCUGUGACAAGAUGCACCAGCACAAUUCCAGGUCACUCUGAGGCUGUCAUUUCAGUGUCAUUUAGUCCUGGUGGCAGAUAUUUGGCAAGUGGUUCAGGAGACACAACUGUUCGGUUUUGGGAUGUGAACACAGAAACACCUCAUUUUACUUGUAAAGGCCAUACACACUGGAUUUUACAUAUAGCGUGGUCUCCAGAUGGGAAGAAGUUAGCUUCUGGCUGUAAAAAUGGUGAGAUUAGAAUAUGGAACCCUGUUGAUGGAAAGCAAAUAGGAAAGACUUUGAAAGGUCAUUUGCAGUGGAUUACUUGGCUCAGCUGGCAACCACUUCAUAGUAAUCCUGAAUGUAGGUUUUUGGCAAGUUCAUCAAAAGAUACAACUAUCAAAAUAUGGGAUUGCAUCCUCAGUCAGUUGAUAAGAACAUUAUCAAGCCAUACCAAGUCAGUGACAUGUAUCAAGUGGGGAGGGGAGGGGCUUAUUUACUCCUCCUCUCAGGACAGAACAAUUAAAGUGUGGAGGGCAGAUGAUGGAGUUUUGUGUAGAACAUUGCAGGGUCAUGCGCAUUGGGUGAAUCACUUAGCACUGAAUACAGACUAUGCUUUAAGAACUGGUGCAUUUGAUCCAUCAAAAGGCUCAAGUGAUGAAUUAGUUACAGCAGAAAAUGAUACACUGAAAGAGAGAGCAUUGCAAAGAUACACGCAUGCAAAGGGAGGAAGAAGAGAGCGAUUGGUUUCAGGCUCUGAUGACUUCACUCUAUUUCUUUGGGAUCCAGAGGAAAGCAAAAAACCUCUAGCCCGCAUGACAGGUCACCAAGCUCUAAUAAAUCAAGUCAGCUUUUCUCCUGAUGGUCGCAUGAUAGCAAGUGCCUCAUUUGAUAAGUCAGUUAAAAUCUGGAAUGGUGACAGUGGAAAGUACAUCACAUCUCUUCGUGGACAUGUGAACUCUGUAUAUCAGAUUGCUUGGUCAGCGGACAGCCGACUUCUUUGCAGUGGAAGUGCAGACAGCACCCUAAAGGUGUGGGAUUUGAAAACAAAGAAAAUCAUGGAGGAUCUUCCUGGUCACGCAGACGAGGUUUACAGUGUCGACUGGAGCCCAGAUGGUACCAGAGUUGUAAGCGGUGGAAAAGACAAAGUCCUGAAAAUGUGGAGAUCUUAAAGAAGAAAGACAGCG
Messenger RNA from Pocillopora verrucosa, 1492 nucleotides. NCBI's taxonomy places the organism in Eukaryota, Metazoa, Cnidaria, Anthozoa, Scleractinia, Pocilloporidae. The record is from RefSeq and is a predicted model, not a curated record.